This is a messenger RNA of Cladocopium goreaui, 1245 nucleotides long. Lineage: Eukaryota; Dinophyceae; Suessiales; Symbiodiniaceae. The record is from the annotation of a GenBank genome assembly.
AUGCCAUUUCUCAAGCGUGUCUUCCAGCCCAAGACACCUGCAGACAGAGAGUUCCAGGCGACUCUCUACACCCGCCUGGAAACAGGCUACAACAUCGCCGUGAACUGCAAUGGCGCCACUGGUUUGGUAGUGGUGGUGCAAGUGGACAAAGGUCCAGGAACCAAGUGGAACACGAUCUAUCCAGACCGGCAGAUCGAGCCAAAUCUUCGAAUCCUCCAAGUGAACGGCCUCAGCGAUUGCUUCGAGAUGGUCGAUGAACUCCGAGCAUCAUCGGAGGCGGUGAUUCGUUUCCGACGGCCUGUGAAGAAGCGGCUGUUAGUGAUUCGUGAGCCGCGCAGCAAACUUGGAGUGACCCUCCUUGACUUUGAUGCAAGCUCCGUUUGGGUGGAUCAAGUCUUGGACUUGGGCGCGGUGCCGGAAUGGAACGAGCAGAAUCCCCUGGAGAAGGUCACCACUGGAACUCGGAUUGUGGAGGUCAAUGGCGUCUCGGGCAACGUACAUCGCAUGUACGAACAGUUGCGGAAAGAGGGCGUCCUUGAACUUGUAGUGGAAUCCCAUGGUCCAGAGACUGCCAACCGUAAGGCACUGGGAAGUUUGGGCACUGGAAGAUUGAAAUGUGGAAUCCCUGACCUGACUCUUGCCAAGCAGGGCUGGGGCUGCGUGGAUUCUGAGGCCUUCACAGGCACUUCCAUCGCAACUCCCGAGACACAUGGACGAAGUCGCAAGAGCUUCUCACCAAGUCCAGAUGCAUUUGGCGACUCUGAACUGGAGUUGUCCUUGGAGCUGGUCAACCACGUGCCGCCACACAUUGCGGACCGCUUGAUGGAUAGGUUAAGAUCAGCGGAGGCGGCGCGACAAUUUGUAGAGAAUCAAUGUGAAGCUGGCUCAACCUUGUCCAGCAACUUCAGUGUUCCGGGCCUUCCUUGGCUGCUGAUCUCUAUGGUCUUCUUGGCGCAGGCGACGGCUUUUCUUCAUGGCGCUGCGCCGAUGAUGACACCGGCGCAGCAAACGUUGGUGAACCACCUCGAGGCGGCGUCUCCGGCGGAGGUGGAGGUGACUGGAGAUUUGAACUUCACCUGUGAGGCUUUCCUUUGGGAAGCCGAGCGGGAAGCCAUGGAGUUGCAGAGGCGUCACCAGCAACUCCAAGCCGCCUUCAGCGGAGCUUUGGAGGCGGCCAGCAAUUGGGUUGGCUUCUUGCAGAAAGCAACGCAGAGGCGCUAUGGAAUGCCUGAGGUGUUGCGGUAA